AAACGCCACAAGCGGCCUCCUAAUGCAACCAUCCCACCUUCAAGACUCCCACUUGCGUCUCUCGAUCAAUUCAUUUUGCAGACUCAUCUCUCCUCUACUACCCCUCUACGCACCUCAACAUGGCUGCCAACGCGCCUACGCCCACCGAAAUCUCUCAGACUCAUCCUUACACAUGCAAUUCCUGCGCAGUCGCCUUCCGCAACAGUGACGCCCAACGGACUCACAUGCGAAGUGACUGGCACAGAUACAACCUGAAGAGAAGAUUAGCAGAACUGCCUGCGGUAUCGUCAGAAGACUACAAUGAGAAAGUCCUAGCUGCUCAGGCAAGCAACAAUGAGGCAGCCGCUCAAGCAGCCUUCGCAAAAUCGUGCGCCACCUGCCAGAAGACAUACUACAGUGAAAAUGCAUACCAAAACCACCUUGCAAGCAAAGCACACAGAUUACGAGUUCUCGCCGAUCGUGGCAAGGCAUCAAGAGGAGACAAGAGCACUGCAACAGAUACGGCAGUUUCCAGGGUGGAUUCUGCUGGAGAUUCAGAAUCUCGGGAUCCGGAGGCCGAAGCAGAAUUUGAAAAGGUGGUAGCAGGCAUGAAGGACACAACUUUACAAGACGUCCCUGCGAUCACACGAAGGCCGUUUGCACCGCCUCCAGAUGCAGAGCCACGGGAGGAUCAUCCAAUGUCGCCAGAGAAGCCUGCCGUCUCCUCGAUCCCGCUGUCCCGCUGCUUGUUCUGCAAUUAUGACUCGCCAAACCUCAAGCUCAGUGUUAUGCAUAUGACCAAGAUCCACAGUCUGUUUAUUCCCGAGCAGUAUUAUCUGGUGGAUCCAGAGGGGCUCGUGAGAUACAUGCAGGCCAAAAUCUACCAGAAUUUUGAAUGUUUAUACUGCCAUCGCCUUAGGGGGAACGCCGAGGGUGUUCAGACACAUAUGAGAGAUAAGGGCCACUGCAAGAUUGCUUUUGAGACCGAGGAGGAAAUGAUUGAGGUCGGGCAAUUCUACGAUUUCUCAAGCACCUACUCGGAUGACGGAGCAGGCGAUUCCGACAUGGAGCUGGACGCUUCGAAAUCGGGUCAGAACGGUGGAGUCAAGUUGGCAAAUGGAGAGCAAAACGGCGAGGACGAAGGAUGGGAGACAGAUUCUUCAUUCUCAUCACUUGACACCGAAGAUCUCGCUUCCGUACCAAUCGACGACCGAUCCUCAUCCUACCAGCGGCUCCCUCUGCACAGGCACCACUCGAACGCCGAACCCAGACCACAUAAGCAUCUUGAUGGAUUUCAUUCUCAUGCACACAACCACAACAAUGCAGUCUUCUACGACGAGUAUGAGAUGCAUCUUCCCAGCGGCCGUAUUGCGGGCCACAGAAAUUUGAGGAAAUACUAUAGACAGAAUCUGCAUUCUUACCCUACGGCGGCGGAGAGAAUGGAACGAGCACAAAGAUUGAUUGAAGAAGGCAGCUCCGACGCAGAUAUGGAAGAUGUUGGUGAUCUUCCGAUUACACCGCCUCGGAACAGUCUUAUGAGACGAGGCGAACAAGGCAUGAUUGGUGCGACGAAUCAACAACGACGUGAUGUGCGCUCGCAGGAGAUUCGUUCAAGACAGAAAGAGCAGCGUACCCAGAACAGGUAUCAGGCCAAGCUGGAGAAGCAGGCCAACUCCCAGAAACACUUCAGGGACCCUCUACUGCAAUGAUCGUUUGGUUCCCGGUUUGGUCGUUCUUUGCGAGUUGUAUGCAGCUCUUCUGCCUUUUCGCAUAGCGGUCAUACGCAUGGGUUACGGCUAGAGAAAAUCAUUGGCGUGACUGGAAUGACCUUGCAUGAGGCGAAAAUAUGUCCACAGAACGUGGGACAGUCUCUAAUGGUGUCAGUCCGUAUUCAUCAAUCAACAUCGACAAUCGUCGCGAUUCAGGCAAGGCUAGUCCUUGUCUAGAGCGGCUUAUUGUUAGAGUACGUAUUCAUAUCAACGAUGGUACUCACGGCG
Molecule: messenger RNA, 1976 nt
Organism: Exophiala xenobiotica
Lineage: Eukaryota; Fungi; Ascomycota; Eurotiomycetes; Chaetothyriales; Herpotrichiellaceae
Exons: 2
Coding region: 120-1688 (522 amino acids)
Biological process (GO): ribosomal large subunit biogenesis
Cellular component (GO): preribosome, large subunit precursor
Molecular function (GO): nucleic acid binding; zinc ion binding
Source: RefSeq, a predicted model, not a curated record